AUGAAUCUGUUGUGCUUCCUCCUGAGUCUGGACCUGGCCUAUGCAGCUCUGGGUCCCCUGCCCAAGCCCGUGCCUGUGCAGCCGGGCUUCCAAGCUGAGCAGGUCCAAGGCCGGUGGACCUCUGUCAAACUGGGCUCCACCAACCGGUCUGCCAUCGAAGAGGGCGGUGACUACCGGUGUUACAUGUCCUCCAUCAAGCUUCUGAAAGAUGGGAACCUGAAGGUCACCUACUUCCACAGAACAAACGACCAGUGCACAGAGGAAUUCUUCAUUGGGAAGAAGACAGCCAUCCCAGGCCAAUAUGAGUUUGACUACGAGGGCAAGAACUACAUGACCUUCGUGGUGGUCACACAUGAUUUUCUUGUGGUCGACACAGAAAACAUGAGCUCCAACAACCACCUGGUUGUGGUAGAGCUGUUUGGGAGACCCCAGCAUGCAAACACAGCUCCCCGGGCCCCGGGCACUUCUGGAGGCUGUGGCUAUUUGUCUGAUGGCCACCCUGGCUUGGCCACUCCUGGUUUGCUCUGUGGAGCCCUGCCAGAGUCUUCAGGGAUGCAGGCGCUGACCAGCCGGGUGGACCCACAGCCUACUUUGCCACCACGGCAGGAGUACGGUGGCAGGACCACGUCAGUGGAGGACAAGGGUCAUGAGGCAUACCGGACGCAUACCACCAUGAGGGGCAUCCCAGACAAGAACGUCUUCGAUCUGUCCAACCACUGUAAGCCCCUUGCAUUGCUCUCCCUUCUAGUCUGGAUGAAGCAGUUUUCCCCCGGCAAGGAGUCCUUGCUUGUUCUGGGGACCAUCCCCACCAAGUAUGGCCACGUGUCCUCUGCCCUGAGCCCCCUGGGGUCAGCAUGCCUAGGGGACACUGAGAACCUGCAACAGAGCAAGAUCCCCCUCCCCCGCUCUGCCCCACAGCAGCCUACUCAGGUGGCCCCACCCAGCUAUGCUGACAAAGUGGCCCCACACCUUGUUUAG
Molecule: messenger RNA, 978 nt
Organism: Chrysochloris asiatica (Cape golden mole)
Lineage: Eukaryota; Metazoa; Chordata; Mammalia; Afrosoricida; Chrysochloridae
Exons: 8
Coding region: 1-978 (325 amino acids)
Molecular function (GO): small molecule binding
Source: RefSeq, a predicted model, not a curated record